Messenger RNA from Octopus bimaculoides (California two-spot octopus), 1827 nucleotides. Its product is annotated as cAMP-dependent protein kinase catalytic subunit 1. Gene Ontology annotation, molecular function: ATP binding; cAMP-dependent protein kinase activity. Gene Ontology annotation, biological process: protein phosphorylation. The record is from RefSeq and is a predicted model, not a curated record. Gene Ontology annotation, cellular component: cAMP-dependent protein kinase complex; cytosol; nucleus. Lineage: Eukaryota; Metazoa; Mollusca; Cephalopoda; Octopoda; Octopodidae.
UCUUCCGCUGUUGCGGAACUACACACAUCGAAGCACUGCUUUCAACAUUAUAUAAUAGUCCGUGCGCCAAAUUAAUCCGGUUGCCCACUUACAUUUUUGACCCUUUAUCGAUCAUACGGAAUCAAACUUUUCCACUCUGAAAUCUUUUUCAAAGCAGCAAAGAGAUCUGCUCCCGUGUUGGGGUUUCAGUUCGGCCCCUAAACCACUUAUUUAUGCUCCCGUUGUGUAUGUGUGUGUGUGUGUGUGUGAGUGAGUGUGUAUGUGUAGCGGAUGACUACAUAAUGUAUCAGUGAUGUUGUGAGUCCCGUGCCAGAACCUCCCGGACUUUAUUUACCUCAAACACCACCAACAUUAUUAUUGUUGUUGUUGUUACAGUUGUUGUUGUUAUUGUGGUGGUCGUUGUUGGAGCGAUCAACACAUUAAAGCCACAGGCUCACCUCACUACAUCUCCACACACACACAGCUCUGUGUGUGUGUGUGUGUAUGUUUCUACCAAGGACUCUUACCGCCUCAACCACCACCAAUUCUACCAUCACCACCACCACGGCUCGCUGAUCGAUUCCCUUGGAACAUCGACCCCCCUUUUUUUUUUUGACCUGUUUUGGUCUCUUUAUCUGACCCCUUACUUCUGGCUAUUUUACACGGGACCACCAGCAGGCGCCGGCCAUGGGCAAUGCAGCGACGGCAAAGAAAGGGGAUCCAGCCGAAAACGUUAAGGAAUUUCUGGCCAAAGCCAAGGAGGAAUUUCAGCAGAAAUGGGAUCACCCGUCACAUUUCCCUUACAAACUUUCAAAAGGCAAAAGACCCAAUUUUCAGAACACAGCCUGUCUCGAUGACUUUGACAGAAUCAAAACCCUGGGCACUGGAUCAUUUGGCCGUGUGAUGUUGGUCCAACACAAGGCCAACAAGGAAUACUAUGCCAUGAAGAUACUGGACAAACAAAAGGUUGUUAAACUGAAGCAAGUUGAACACACAUUAAAUGAAAAACGAAUCUUGCAAGCAGUUUCUUUUCCCUUUCUCGUCAGUCUUGAAUAUCAUUAUAAGGACAAUUCCAAUCUUUAUAUGGUUCUAGAGUUUGUGACUGGCGGAGAGAUGUUUUCUCACCUGAGACGGAUAGGAAGGUUUAGUGAACCUCACUCCAGAUUUUAUGCGGCUCAAAUCGUGUUGGCAUUUGAGUAUCUGCACUACUUGGAUAUCAUUUACAGAGAUUUAAAACCUGAGAAUUUGCUUAUUGAUUCAUCUGGUUACUUGAAAGUAACAGAUUUUGGUUUUGCCAAACGAGUUAAAGGAAGAACAUGGACCUUAUGUGGAACUCCGGAGUAUUUGGCCCCUGAAAUUAUUCUCAGCAAGGGUUACAACAAGGCUGUCGACUGGUGGGCCCUCGGAGUACUAGUCUAUGAAAUGGCAGCAGGAUAUCCUCCAUUCUUUGCUGAUCAACCUAUACAGAUUUAUGAAAAAAUUGUUUCUGGCAAGGUACGAUUCCCGUCGCACUUCAGCUCUGACCUAAAGGAUUUGCUGCGGAACUUGCUGCAGGUGGAUCUCACCAAACGGUACGGCAACUUAAAGAAUGGCGUCAACGACAUCAAGAACCAUAAAUGGUUUGCCACCACAGAAUGGAUUGCCAUCUACCAGAAGAAGGUCGAAGCUCCUUUUAUUCCAAAAUGCAAAGGCCCAGGGGAUGCAAGUAACUUUGAUGAUUACGAGGAAGUGCCAUUAAGGAUCUCCUCUACAGAGAAGUGUGCGAAAGAGUUUGCUGACUUUUAAACAAAAAAAAAAGAGAGACAAAAAAAAAUACACAAAAAACAGUAAAACAUGGACACAAAAAUA